Sorex araneus (European shrew) is the source of this 5299-nucleotide messenger RNA. RefSeq names its product copine 3 (gene CPNE3). Gene Ontology annotation, cellular component: plasma membrane. Bases 133 to 1734 code for a protein of 533 amino acids. The transcript is spliced from 16 exons. Gene Ontology annotation, molecular function: receptor tyrosine kinase binding; calcium-dependent phospholipid binding. The record is from RefSeq and is a predicted model, not a curated record. Gene Ontology annotation, biological process: cellular response to calcium ion; ERBB2 signaling pathway. Lineage: Eukaryota; Metazoa; Chordata; Mammalia; Eulipotyphla; Soricidae.
CGGCGAUGCUGAGCGUUUCCUGGUUCGGGGCUGCCACGCAUUCCCCGGUGACCACAUUCUCUUUGGCCUCACGACUCGCUGUUGGUGCAUCAAGAGUGUUUCGACCCCAGAAGUCAACUGGGAGCUUGAGAGAUGGCUGCCCAGUGUGUGACGAAGGUGGAGCUGAAUAUCUCCUGUGACAAUCUUUUGGAUAAAGAUGUAGGAUCCAAGUCGGACCCUUUAUGUGUGUUGUUUUUGAACACCAGCGGUCAACAGUGGUAUGAGGUUGAGCGCACAGAGAGGAUUAAGAAUUGUUUGAAUCCCAAGUUUUCCAAGACAUUUAUUAUUGAUUACUACUUUGAAGUGGUUCAGAAAUUGAAAUUUGGGAUUUAUGACAUUGACAACAAAACUAUUGAUCUGAGUGAUGAUGACUUCUUGGGAGAAUGUGAAUGUACCCUUGGACAAAUUGUUUCCAGUAAGAAGCUAACUCGGCCACUGGUGCUUAAAAAUGGCAGACCUGCAGGGAAAGGAAGCAUCACGAUUUCAGCGGAAGAGAUAAAGGAUAAUAGAGUGGUCUUGUUUGAAAUGGAAGCAAGAAAGUUGGAUAAUAAGGAUCUGUUUGGGAAGUCAGAUCCAUACCUUGAAUUCCACAAGCAGACAUCAGAUGGAAACUGGCUAAUGGUUCAUCGGACAGAGGUUGUUAAAAACAAUUUGAAUCCUGUUUGGAGACCUUUCAAAAUAUCCCUGAACUCUCUGUGCUAUGGAGAUAUGGACAAAACUAUUAAGGUUGAGUGCUAUGAUUAUGAUAAUGAUGGGUCACAUGAUCUCAUUGGAACAUUUCAAACCACCAUGACAAAACUGAAAGAAGCUUCCAGAAACUCACCUCUUGAAUUUGAGUGCAUUAAUGAAAAGAAGAGGCAAAAGAAGAAAAGCUAUAAGAAUUCAGGGGUUGUCAGUGUGAAACAGUGCGAGAUUACUGUGGAGUGCACGUUCCUCGAUUAUGUCAUGGGGGGAUGCCAGUUGAAUUUUACCGUGGGAGUGGACUUCACUGGCUCCAACGGGGACCCGCGCUCUCCCGACUCCCUGCAUUACAUCAGUCCCAACGGGGUUAAUGAGUACCUGACGGCUAUCUGGUCCGUGGGCCUCGUUGUUCAGGAUUAUGACACUGAUAAGAUGUUUCCAGCUUUUGGUUUUGGAGCGCAGAUACCUCCACAGUGGCAGGUUUCACACGAAUUUCCAAUGAACUUUAAUCCAACCAAUCCUUUCUGUAAUGGAAUACAAGGUAUCAUAGAGGCUUAUCGGAGCUGCCUUCCUCAGAUAAAGCUCUACGGACCGACGAACUUUUCUCCAAUCAUAAAUCACGUGGCCAGAUUUGCUGCCGCCGCCACGCAACAGCAGACAGCUUCCCAAUAUUUUGUGCUGUUGAUCAUUACUGACGGUGUGAUCACAGACCUGGAUGAAACCAGACAGGCUAUAGUCAACGCUGCCAAGCUCCCCAUGUCCAUCAUCAUCGUCGGAGUUGGGGGUGCCGACUUCGGCGCCAUGGAGUUUCUGGAUGGUGAUGGGGGGACUCUCCGUGCCCCCUCAGGGGAGACGGCCAUCAGAGACAUCGUGCAGUUUGUGCCUUUCAGACAGUUCCAGAAUUCUCCGAAAGAAGCGCUGGCUCAGUGUGUCUUGGCAGAGAUCCCCCAGCAGGUGGUGGGCUACUUCAACGCUUACAAACUCCUUCCUCCCAAGAACCCAGCUACAAAGUAAGAGGAGCGGCACCGCCUGACUUCAGCCUUCUCUUGCGCUGUGUGGACCGAUGGAUUUGUCUCUAACUCCAGAUAAUGAAAGCUGGGAUGUAAGCCUGGUUAUCCAAUAGAUCCUAUCUAUAUAUAAUAUUAUUUUUAUACUCUUUCGGCAGGAGGAACAUGCUAAGUGACUCUUUGCUCAAUCAGUUCAAACAGUGAUUGCUAAUAAUUUGGAUUAAUUGCAGGGAGGCUAUUAGGAUUAGAAGAUAGUGUCAAAAAAAAAAGCCAUUUUUAUUGCCAUCGUUUGUUUUCAUAUGAUAAAAAUGCUGUUUUUGAAAACAUUGGUCUGCAGAAAGAAUGGGAAACUAUUGAAAUGGUGUGAUUUAUAGAUUGUUACGCGGAAUUUGUUCUAGGGAAUAUGUUUUACAAACCACUGUUUAUACCUGGGUUUUCAUGCCUGUUAAGUUAGAUGAUACUGAAUUUGUUGCCCUAAACUGUAUUCAGUACUCUUCCGUGGAAUAAACUACCUUCUCUUGUACCUGGAUUUUGCUGUGCACUUUACAAAAUAGCAUGUCAUCGGACUCCAGGAGAAGUCUAGAUGAGACGGAAAGCAGAUACUCAGUUCUAAAAAUGUUUAAUCAGUAAGUAUAAGAAAACUCACGGAAGUAAGCAAUUUCCUUUGUCUUUCUAGAUCUUCUGUUUUCAUUGUAGAGUACUGUAAUCACUGUCAGCUCCAACCUUUUCUUUAACUUUUGUGAUCCUCAGGAAUCUGUAACUGCAUAGAUAAUCAGUUGUUCUAGAUUCAGAAUUAUUCAUUAUUAGCUGGAGUUCAUUAAACAGUUGGGACUCAUUGUCCAGGAAGCUGAGAACCAAAACAUAGGAGAAAUUUAGAAUUGUGUUUCUUCUCAUUAAUGAAAGACCUUUUUUUUAUUUGCACGAACUGAUAAUAUUUACUCUGACGCUACAAAGGAAAAUUUGAAUGGGAAAUAGUCAUAGUUGACUUGAACCCAUCCUCAAUAUCAAAUUAGGUAGACAAAAAUGAACAGUGAAUGUGCACAUUUGAACAAACAACACAAUAACAAAUUAGGCUUAGUCAGUUUGUAUAGAACACUAUUCAACAAAUACAUGUUUAAAGUAAGUUUCAAUGGGAAUCAUUUGAUAUCUAAGAUCAUGAGGACUGGAGAGAUAGUACGGCAGGCAGGGUGUUUGCCUUGCAUGCAGCUGACCUGGGUUCAAUCCCUGGCACCCCGGGGACUCUUUAUUGAGCCCCUCAGGAGAGACCCUCAAACAAAGAGUCAGGAAAAGCAGGCCUAUUGUCUUUAAAAGGCAGAUUUUAUACUUUCCUUCCUACAGUCCUAUACAAUGAUUUGUAAAUUUGUAUAGAUUCAUUUAGAUAUACAUAUUUUUAAAAUUUUUUUAAGAGAUACCUUUUUUUAGUUUUAUUUCUAGGCUCUAGAUAUCUUUUGGUAUUUCUAAGGCAGAAUGCAUUAUUUUAAGCAUAAAAACUAUUAUAAAAAUUCUAAUUGCUCCAUUAAGGCAAUGUGGACUUACAUGCUUUUUAUAAAGAGUAGAUUUUAUUUUACCCAUUAGAAUAUAACAUAAUGAGGGGAGCGGGGGGAAUUGCAUUUCAGCACACAUUUACUAACUUGUUAUUGAGAAUCUGUGUGCCAAGUAGUUUUCUUAUCCCUUAUGUUGACCAAUCACUUUUAAUGAUUUAAUAUUACAGGUUGUUUAUCACAUAUCCUUAAGUUGGCGUGCCCAGUGCCAUGUUGAUAUGCAAACUCAUGCCACUGCUCAUGUCUCGUGCAUUCUCAAAUGUCUGAGGAAUGUGCCCUCUAAGCCUCAGACAUCUCUGGUUUCCAAUCAAAAGCUCAUUGCCAAAGUCAGCCCUGGUUGCCUUACUCUGGUUAGACCAUCAUCUCUCUCCCUAGGUGACUCUGAAUGUGUGCUGCUUACCUACAGGUCCUUGGCUGGGAGUACCUUUAUGAGUAAUUAUCUGAGUACCUUUUUGAGUAGUAAGUUAUGAGCAGUGAGACUGUCAUAUGUCCCAUUACUCACCAUGCCAUUUUUGAUACUAAGGGAGAAGAAAAUGGAUCGUUCUAUUGUUCUUCCAAUCGUUUGGAAUCUUCCAUGCCUCCUAUAUCUUAAUUUUAAUUUGUCCUGUGUGCUUGGAAACAGCAUUUUGGUCUUGCUGUGUUUUUAAGAAUUUUCUUUUUUAAAUACUUGGACCUUUACAGAAGAUAUCGACAUUUCUUUUUUUUUUUCUUUUUUGCUUUUUGGGUCACAUCCGGCGAUGCCCAGGGCUUACUCCUGGCUCUGCACUCAGGAAUUACUCCUGGCAGUGCUCAGGGGACCAUAUGCGAUGCUGGGAAUCGAUCUCGGGUUGGCCUUGUGCAAGGCAAAUGCCCUACCGGCUGUGCUAUUGCUCCAGCCCCCCAUGGACAUUUUUUGAUAUAGAAAGUGGAUGGAAGCGGAGUUUGUCUUGUCUGAGGUUGGGGCAGGUCCUGCUGACAGAACUUUCUCUUUUAAUCCAGGUCUUCUAGCACCUGCAUCUCCUGUGUAGGGAUGUGGGAACCACAGUCAGGAGCAUUUGCUGUUCUCAUCAGCCAAAUAAUAACGGCUCUGUCACUACUGUCUGCUUGACUUGCUCUUCAUAAUUUUAUAUUCUAUUUUUCACUAGAACGUUCCCUUCUUAAAGUUAUUAUUAUUCAUCCCUGAGCAGGUUUAUCAGUCAAUGCUAUUAUCCAUAAGAGCUGUGAUUCCAGACAUUUAGAGUAAUUGGCACCCAUUCUGCAGUUUUGAAUAAAAGCUUUUACAAAUCCCAAUGAUCGUUUUAUAAAAUUCUUACAAUCUCAACACUUGACUUCAUCACAUGCCAGUUUAAUAUUGUUUCAUAUUCCUAUAGCUCUGCUCCUGUUGAACCAUUGUUCAUUCAAGUGCCAUUCAAAAAAAAAAUACAUUUGAAGAAAAAAUAGCCAAGCCAACUUUCAUGCUUCAUAUAAUUAGAUAUAUAACAUAUAUUGGAGUGGCCAUGCACUCAAUAGACAAUAUUUUUCACAUAUGCCUGUUCUGAGAAUAUAGCAUAGCAUUUGGCUUGUUCCAUCAUCUUGCACUUAGAUUUAAAAGUAUAAGACUAUAUACAUUUAAAAUCAGACUUGAAUUUUAUAAUUGUUCACUUUGUUAGUGCCUUAGGCAGCCUUUUAAGAGUAAAUUCAGGGUCCCAUUGUCAUUUACGUUGCAUUUUGAUAUAUUUUUCCUUUUUUAUUUUGUAAAUUUUGUGGGAAGCUAUCUUCAAUAAGUGUCUCCUAGUAUUUUUUAUGUGUGUAGUUAAAAGUUGUAGAAGUGACACAUAAUGUAAGACAGAAGUUUGGCUGAGAUUAUGAGAGACUUUGUGCUUUGAUGGAUGUCAUGCUUGAUAAGUGUAUGUUACUCAUGUAUGAAUUGAUGUUAAAUAUAUCUUCCAUUAGAAGUCCCUUUGGCUAAAUCUGUUUCAUAAUAUAAUGCCAUAUGUCUUUGUUUUCAUUUGUAUUCUUUCUCUAAUGUAACUAAGACCAAUAGAAAAAUCUACAAAUAAAGUAAAUAUUAUA